UUUUGGGUGGGCUGAGGUUGGAUGUGUUUAUAGCUGCAUUUUAUUUUUAUUCCGUUUAAGAUUCUGAUGAGAAUAUGUAGUUGACAAACGAGAGAUGUAAUUUAGUGUGAGACACGACUGAAAAAAAAAUCUUUAUGUGUAGGUAUUUGGUGCUUUAACUUUUAAUCAUCAUUUUCUUCUGCUCAAGAGGUUAUGAAUUUUGUUUGUUUAUGUUCAUGUCCAUCAUUCAAAUAAUCGGUAACAAGAAUGGAUUCCAACGGCCCUAAGCAAAUGUGUUGUGAUCCCUGUGCCAAAUAUUUAUCUUAUUUGAAAUGUAUCGAAGGCAAUGGCGUAUAUGUCUCUGAUAUACCUUUUCGAGUGUCAGAGGAAGAACUCUACCAUGAAUUCAGUCGCUAUGGUCAAAUAGCAGAUUUUUACUUUGCUGACAGCAAGACAUAUUGUCUUGUUAAUUAUGAAGAGAGAAGAGCAGCAGAUGACGUUCUCAUGUAUCCAGUGAGAAUUUUUGGAAGAGAAGUAAGAAUCAGACCACGAUUCACAUCUCCAGCUGAUGAAGAAAAGAGAGCAGCACUGUCUCAUGUCCCUGAGCAACAUGACGAGAUUUGGAAAUCAAUUCCACAAGAUAGAGAUUUUAAGGACCAAGUUGCAGAAUUUCUUAAGGCAGUGCAACCAGACGAUGAUUCCUCUAGGAAGCCAUAUGAAGUGUGUAAAGACAUUGAAAACGCUCUGAAACACCUGUCGGUAACUUACAAAAUCAUACCUUUUGGGUCAUCUAUAAAUGGUCUUGCUUUGAAGGACUCUGAUUUAGAUAUCUUUUAUGGCAGAGAGCCUCAAUGCAGAGGUGCAGAAGUUCUUGAUGUCUUUAGAAAAGUUAAAAAUGUUUUAGAAAAGGUGAAGAUUAUAGAGUCAAUGAGACCAAUUCCAAAUGCAAGAGUGCCCAUCAUCAAGUUCAUCCAUACGGCCACUGGACUUAAUUGUGAUCUUUCCUUUAAAAAUGCAAUGGGAGUACAAAACAGCAAGUUGCUCAGAUUUAUAGGUUCUUUGGAUGAAAGAAUUAAGCAGUUUUUCAUUAUUGUCAAAUAUUGGGCCAAACUUCAUCAUCUUACUGGAAGACGCCUUUCUAAUUAUGCGCUCACAUUACUUAUUAUAAAUUUUCUUCAGUCACUUAAUGAACCUAUACUUCCUCCUCUUCAUGAAUUGCAACAUGCCGGAGUGGCCCCUAUAAACAUUGGUGAUUGGAAUACCAACUUUGAUGACAGUAUCACCAGAUUGAGACCAAUUUCAAAUGAUCUUCCAAUUGAGGAACUUUUAAGUCGUUUCUUUGAAAGUGUAGUGCAAACAGAUUUUGCAAAUUAUGUUGUGAGCCCAUAUCUUGGUUCCCUUAUUCACAGGGAUGUGUUUCAUCAAAUGGUUAAAUUACCUAAAGAGUUGAAAAACUACAUCUACCAUUUGAAUGUAGGGAGGUCACGCCUGUCGAUACAAUCACCUCUUUGUAUUCAGGAUCCUUUUGAAUUAAAUCUGAAUGUUUCAAAGAAUGUUCCAAUCCAUGACUUUAAGUGUUUAAGAGAACAUUGUGCAGUGGCAUCACGGCUGAGCUUUACAUCGCCUCCCCACUUAUUUCUUUCAAAACUUCUCUCAACCUCCUACAAAUAUCCAUCACGGAAUGAAAAUACAAAGGGAUGGCUUCCCAAUCCCAUGCAUGUUCGUCCACUGAAGGGAUACAUGACGUUUCAUGUUCCUCGCCCUGAUAAUGUGACUGAUGAGAUUAUAUGGAUGAAUAAUGUGACACAAAGGAUAACUUUAAUUUUCAAGAAAAUACUAAAAAUUCAUGUGGACAAUUCCACUUUGAAAAACGAUACAAAACCAGGUGGUGACCAGAAUCUAGAAUGCAAGGGGUCACAAGUAUUAUGGUUAGAGAGGAAUAAACUAUGGGGUAAAUGGCACUCCAAAUUGUCUGCUGUUUCAGACAGUUCUGGGAGUGGUGGUAGUGGUGGAAUUGAGGUUGUGCUUGUUUCAGAUGAAACUCAAAGUACCAGCUUAGAGAUUCAGCCAGAAAAGAGGAAGCGUGAAGAAGAGGAAUCAACAGAAAGUAACAAAAGGGUUAAACUAAGUAGUGAUGAAAACCAACAAGGGUCAACACAUGAUGAUUUAGAUGUAAUUGAUCUUGGCAGUGAAGACACAGUAGUAACUAAAGAGGCAGCUUUAUUUUCUAGAAGUCUUCAUGAUGAAAUCAGCUUAACAAAUGAAAUGGUGAAAAAAGGACAUGCUUUACCCGCUUCUCAUGUCAUACUGGAUUUUACAUGUAAGAUUUGCAGAAGCAGCAGUAAUAUCCGAAUUGAAAUCUCUGACCACAGAUCUCGUGUCAACUACUUUCCCUCUCUCUGUCUGUUUUUGGAAGACUUCCUAGGCAAGCAUAUUACUGAGGCAGAAAAUCCAUAGUUCUAGGGUUAUAUAUGGUGCUGAUGUAUUACUAGUGUAUGCCAAUUGACUUAUAUUUAUUUUUUGUUAUCUUGACAAAUUAUUUUCCUAUACUCAAAUCAUGUUUAUUGUUGCAAGAAAAGUAAAAUUUAUAUGUUAAGUGAUAGUGAUUUCAAUAUCUAGGGAAGUACAUGAAGACACACCCAUGUAUAGAUUUAAGUAAUUUUUCUUUAAUAAAAUAUAAAAAUAACAAUGUA
Frankliniella occidentalis (western flower thrips) is the source of this 2672-nucleotide messenger RNA. RefSeq names its product poly(A) RNA polymerase, mitochondrial-like. NCBI's taxonomy places the organism in Eukaryota, Metazoa, Arthropoda, Insecta, Thysanoptera, Thripidae. Bases 247 to 2436 code for a protein of 729 amino acids. Gene Ontology annotation, biological process: mRNA 3'-end processing; mitochondrial mRNA polyadenylation. Gene Ontology annotation, molecular function: RNA binding; poly(A) RNA polymerase activity. The record is from RefSeq and is a predicted model, not a curated record. The transcript is spliced from 11 exons.